GCUUCCUUCCCGGCCGCUGCCCCUGCGGCCGCUGCGGCGAGAGGAGCCGGAGCAGGCGAGGAGGCGGCGGCGAUGGCAGGGAAAGAGUUGGAGCGGUGCCAGCAGCAGGCGAAUGAGGUGACGGAAAUCAUGCUCAACAACUUUGACAAGGUUCUGGAGCGUGACGGGAAGCUGGCGGAGCUGGAGCAGCGUUCAGACCAACUCCUGGAUAUGAGCUCAGCCUUCAGCAAGACAACCAAGACCCUGGCCCAGAAGAAGCGCUGGGAGAACACCCGUUGCCGGAUCUACCUGGGGCUGGUGGUGGGUGGGGGCCUGCUCAUCAUCCUGAUUGUGUUGCUGGCCGUCUUUCUCCCAAAGAGCAGUGAGAACAGUAGUACCCCACAGGCCCAGGAUGCAGGCACUGCCUCAGGGCAUGGAGACUGACACAGCUGGGCCUGGGGAGAGGCUGAAUGUCGGCAUUGGUCCAUUCUGGUUUCCAGAGAACCCUGGUGUUUGCUCCCGUGUGAGCCACCCCAGUGAGCACUGAAAGGCAGCCCUGAUGUGUGCACCUCUGCAUCAUGCCACAGAUUGGCCCUUGAGGGCAGCCUGUUGUAUUGGCCACGCCAGGCCAGCCCCACCUGGAGCUCAGUAAAAGCUGCUGUUUGAUUAAAA
This is a messenger RNA of Lemur catta (Ring-tailed lemur), 651 nucleotides long. It is a transcript of the gene VAMP5, whose product is annotated as vesicle associated membrane protein 5. Gene Ontology annotation, cellular component: plasma membrane. Lineage: Eukaryota; Metazoa; Chordata; Mammalia; Primates; Lemuridae. Gene Ontology annotation, biological process: Golgi to plasma membrane protein transport. The record is from RefSeq and is a predicted model, not a curated record.